Drosophila navojoa is the source of this 1248-nucleotide messenger RNA. RefSeq names its product DM4/DM12 domain-containing protein Desiccate (gene Desi). The record is from RefSeq and is a predicted model, not a curated record. NCBI's taxonomy places the organism in Eukaryota, Metazoa, Arthropoda, Insecta, Diptera, Drosophilidae.
GUCCGCCCUGAAUGGAUCACUCUCACUUGGAUGUAAUAACUUGUCGUUGUGGUACACUGGUUUCCUCUUUAACUUAGUGCCUUUUAAGCGCGUCAACCAACUACAAUCAUACGAGCAUAUGCACAGGCAUGCUUAACACAUGCACAAACCGUAUAAUAGUAAGCACCUGUAUGAAGGUUUAUAAAUUGGACAAAUUGCGCGAAUCGUUAAGUAACGCAUGAAACGUAUUUAAUUUGGUUUCUUUGUGCUCAUCUAAAUAUAAAUAACGCGUGGAUAUAUUAAAAGUUAUUAGUUUGGAACUUCAAGUCGCAGAGUUGUGUUCAAACUUAGUAGCUAAGUCAUCAAAUAAGGACUCUUUAAAGAAAUUCAAAUGGAUACCAAAUACCAAGCAUCCUUGAAGCUAACUUGCAUAUUUCUCGUACUAAGCGUUGCAGAAGCGAUCCCGAAGCUAGAUAACAAACCAAAACCAUACCUCGACAAUACGCAAUGGAGUCGAACGUACCCGAAUGAAAAUAGAACUCAGGUUAAAGAACCGGAGACUGCAUCAACAAAAGAUAGGCUGGAGCGCCUAGGUUACACCACUGGAUAUGGAAGCUUGAAUGGAUACCCAAGUAGCUCUGGACUUUCAGCAUAUAAUCCAAUCAAACUGGAUCUUGGCGGAGUCGUGCUGGGAACACUUGUUGGCAUCGGUGCAAUAAUUCUCAUACCUAAAAUACUAUCCGCCUUUCACGGAGGUUACGGUGGCUAUGGACGCGAGGACGACAAUGACUUAGCAUCUCUCAGUAGUAUGAUAAACAAAAUUGACAAUGUGCUUGGCCAAAACAAUAUCGACUCAACUAGCUGUAUGCAACGCGCUGUCUGUGGCUAUAUUCGGUCGACAGAGAAUAAUAUAAAGUCCGGAGUCUCCGAUCAGAUGGAUGAAUUCAUUCACAUGCUGUCCGGGAACUCUCUUGUGGACUACCUUUUGGACGGUACUGCAAUAAAGGAGGCAUUAGAGCACGGAAAGGAAACAACCGAUAGGAGCUGCGAAGAGCUUUACGUGUCGUGUCCAUUAAAUAGUAAAUCGGCCACCAGUAUUCUAAUGAAACUCUUACCCAAGAAACAAAAACCUACUAAAUUAAACUCAGCAGAAAAUCAGGACGAAUCUUAAAUGCAAAAGUUGAUAAAUAUAGCAACAGAUUAUAUUAUGAGAAAGUUAUUACAACUAAUCAAUGGACUUUAAAGAACAAGCUUCAUUUGUUACAAAAU